Molecule: messenger RNA, 804 nt
Organism: Helobdella robusta
Lineage: Eukaryota; Metazoa; Annelida; Clitellata; Rhynchobdellida; Glossiphoniidae
Exons: 7
Coding region: 1-804 (267 amino acids)
Biological process (GO): protein histidyl modification to diphthamide
Molecular function (GO): diphthine synthase activity
Source: RefSeq, a predicted model, not a curated record
AUGUUGUUCUUGAUCGGAUUAGGAUUAGGAAACGCGGACGACAUCACCGUUAAAGGUUUGAAACUUCUUCAACAGUCCAGCAAGAUUUAUUUAGAAAAUUAUACAUCUAUCCUCAGCAUUGGAAAAAAUGAAUUGGAAAAGGUCUAUGGAAGAGAAUUAAUAUUAGCUGACAGAGAAAUGGUGGAGCAAAAUGCUGAUGUUAUAUUGGAUGAGGCUGAGAGGGAAGAUGUAUCAUUUUUAGUUGUUGGCGAUCCUUUUGGAGCCACGACACAUUCCGACCUGUUGUUACGAGCCAAAGAAAGAAAUAUUAAAACUCAGAUUGUCCACAACGCUUCCAUCUGUAACGCUGUUGGCUGCUGUGGUCUCCAGCUGUACAAAUUUGGAGAAACAGUUUCCAUCGUAUUUUGGGAGAUUGAUUGGCAGCCAGAGAGUUUUUAUGACAAAAUACUAGCAAAUAAAGAAAGAGGCCUGCACACACUUUGCCUGCUUGACAUAAAAAUAAAAGAAAAAUCUGUAGAGAACAUUAUAAAGAAUAGAAACAUCUAUGAACCAGAAAGAUUCAUGACAGUGAAUGUCGCAAUUGAGCAAAUCCUUGAAAUAUCAAAAAGGAGGAACUGUCAAGUGAUCACGCCACAGACCAAAGGUGUUGGACUUGCAAGGAUUGGGGCAGACAACCAGCUUAUCAAAUAUGGCUCACUGGAAGAAUUGAAGAUCUUCAACUUUGGACCCAAACUACAUUCAUUAGUUAUAAUUGGGGAUUUACAUCCUUUAGAACAUGAUUUGUUAUGCAAUUUUUCUUCAUGA